AUGUGGUAUUCAGAUGUAAUUAGAAUGGCAGCAGAUAGAAGGGAUGAGGCUCACAGUAGAGCAAUAAACUCAGUAAAUGUACUGGACAUUCUGGCGCCAAAGAAAAAAUUUAAGAUACCAAAAGUCUGGGAGGGAAAGAAAUGGUUUUCAGACGAAAUCAGAAUAGCAGCAGAUAGAAGAGAUAUAGCCUACAGUAGAGCAUUGAGAACAGGUUUAGACCAGGACUGGAAAUACUAUAGAAAUGAAAGAAAUAUAGUAGUGAAACUUAUUAGGUCGAAAAAGAAAGAGUACUUUGAGAAUGCGAUAGAUCUUAAUAAGGGAGAACCUACAAAGAUGUGGAAAACGUUGAAAGAGGUAAUCAAUGGGGAGCAAGGGGGCGCAGAGGACAGAGAAUGUUAUGAUAGCAUAGAUUUUGAAAUACUUGAUGAUGUGAAGGACUGUGAUACAACGGAUAAGUUUAACGAAUAUUAUGUUAAGAGCAUAGGUAACAUUGUAAAAUCUAUUGAUAGCAAGGGGUUAGUAGUGACAGAUAGUAAAACGAAUUUUGUAUUUGAAUGUAAGGAGACUAUGGACUCUUUCGAACCAAUCACAGUAGGCGAUCUGGAACGAAUUGUUAAUGGUCUCCCACAAAAAAAGGGAACAGAGGAAGGGAUAUCGAGUAGUAUAUUAAAAAUGGCGCUAGUAAUAAAGGACGAGUUUGCUGAAGUGAUAAAUGAUUCACUUCGUACGGGAAUAUGCCCAGACAGCUGGAAAACAUCCACUAUAGUCCCAAUACCAAAAGUAAAGAAUCCAAAGAAAGCGAGUGAAUAUAGACCGAUAAAUAUGCUUCCAAUCUACAAGAAGGUUCUAGAAUUAGUUGUAAAAAAUCAGUUAGAGGCGUUUCUAGAAAAGAAUAAUAUAUUAACUGAACAUCAAUCAGGUUUUAGGAAACACCAUUCAUGCGAGACAGCAAUACAAGAUAUAAUCGAAGAUUGGAAAAUGAUAAUUGAGGAAGGAAAAAUGGUUGGAGUGAUUUUUUUAGACUUUAAAAGAGCUUUCGAGACGGGUAGAAAAAAGAUAUAUGCAGAUGAUACGACAGUAUAUGUGGAGGGUGAAAGUUGUGAGGAGCUUGAGUGCAACAUGAAUGAGGUGUUUGGUGCUGUCGAAGAGUGG
Messenger RNA from Temnothorax curvispinosus, 1152 nucleotides. RefSeq lists its product as uncharacterized. The transcript is spliced from 3 exons. The annotation marks the transcript as partial. The record is from RefSeq and is a predicted model, not a curated record. Lineage: Eukaryota; Metazoa; Arthropoda; Insecta; Hymenoptera; Formicidae.